AUGGGUGAAAUGGAUUCCUUGUUUGGUGCGACCUACAUCGGCGUCGUGGUAUCAACAUUCUUGUACGGAAUUCUCACCCUCCAAACGUACAUAUACUGGUACAAGUAUGUGCACGACAGUACGUUUGAUCGGUGGUUUGUUCUGAUAUUGUGGGUUAUGGAUACACUUCAAACGAUAUGUAUCUGCCAUAUGCAAUACCAUUACACCAUCAUAAACUAUGCCAACCCGGCCGCUUUACAGUUCAACAACUGGUCUCUGAAUUUUGAGGUCUUCUUCACCGCAGUAAUUACAUUUAUGGUUCAGGCUUUCUUUGCUCGACGGGCAUGGUUCUUCACUAGGCGUAUCGGAUCUCGGCUCACUACUACUCGAAAAACCCAAUUACUUGGGGCUAUAAUUGGUGUGCUUGCGACUAUGGGCCUUGUAUUCGGUUUCACGUCAUUUGUGAUGACGUUUGUCCUUGGGAGGUUUUCACGCUUUAUCGAGUAUAGGUGGCUUGUUGGUUUAUGGCUCGGAGGCGCGUCGUUAUGUGAUGUUGUGAUCGUGUACAUGUUGUCCAACGCCCUCAUGACACAGCGAACUGGUUUCGGUCGAACGGAUGCGCUGAUUAACAAGCUUCUUUGGUAUACUAUCAACACAGGCCUAUUGACAAGCAUCUUUGCCAUUGUGGAUUUGAUCUGCUUCUGCACAAUGAACAACUUGAUCCACUUUGGUUUCAAUAUGGCCCUUGGAAAGUUAUAUACCAAUACACUUUUGGCGACUCUUAAUGCUCGAGAUAUAGAGCCUACCAACGUGGUUCACGUAGAAGAGGAAUCAUACAACCUGAAGGAACGAUCACAAAACUCUAGUAAUGGUCAGGUUAAGUUUAACCGCCCUCCAGGUAUCUCAUCAAACCAGGGCCGAGGGGAACCGGCGAUUCUCUUGCAGACCGAUUCUGUAGUUAAGGUUUCAAACGUCGAGCCCCAUCGAAGAUCUUCUCGAGACCAAGUGUACCAGGGUCACCAGGUCAUUGUUAUUCAGCAUGACAACCACGCGACAUACACUUCAAACAAGGACGCCGAGUUGGACGCCGAUGGCGCCGAUUCAGUAGAAAGCUUCAAGAAAGGGCGUGCAUAG
Rhizoctonia solani is the source of this 1113-nucleotide messenger RNA. RefSeq lists its product as uncharacterized. The transcript is spliced from 16 exons. Lineage: Eukaryota; Fungi; Basidiomycota; Agaricomycetes; Cantharellales; Ceratobasidiaceae. The coding region runs from base 1 to 1113 and encodes 370 amino acids. The record is from RefSeq and is a predicted model, not a curated record.